This is a messenger RNA of Calidris pugnax (ruff), 2582 nucleotides long. It is a transcript of the gene LMOD1, whose product is annotated as leiomodin 1 (smooth muscle). Gene Ontology annotation, cellular component: myofibril; striated muscle thin filament. Gene Ontology annotation, molecular function: actin binding; tropomyosin binding. Gene Ontology annotation, biological process: muscle contraction; myofibril assembly; pointed-end actin filament capping. NCBI's taxonomy places the organism in Eukaryota, Metazoa, Chordata, Aves, Charadriiformes, Scolopacidae. Bases 158 to 2074 code for a protein of 638 amino acids. The transcript has 3 exons. The record is from RefSeq and is a predicted model, not a curated record.
CUAUAUCCCGGGCUGCAGGGGCUUGAGAGCUGCUGAGAUUUAACACUUCAGCACCUGCUGCCUCUGGGGGAAGCAGUGGUGGAGCUUCGGCUUCUGUUUUUUUUCUCCUUGUUGGGUACCACACACAACCGCAACCGUGUCUCGCCAGCGAGCCAAGAUGUCCAAAGUGGCCAAAUAUCGGCGACAAGUAAGCGAAGAUCCGGAUAUUGACAGUUUGUUAUCGACGCUGUCUCCGGAAGAGAUGGAAGAGCUGGAAAAGGAGCUGGACGUGGUGGAUACGGAUGGAAGCAUCCCGCUGGAGCUCAGUCAGAAAAACCAAACGGAGAACUCCCCGCCUGGCCCGCAAAACUGCGACACGGUGCUCAACCACUGCGAGAAGGAGCCCAGGAAACGUCUUCAGAGGGAACAGUCCGUGGACGAAAGCAGAUUGAGCGAGAAGAAGGGAGCCAAGAAUGAAGAAGAAAAGGGAAAAGAAGCUCCUUCCAAAGACCCGGCCCGGAAACAAGAUACAAAAGCGGGAAAAGACUCUAAAAAGGAAGAAAACGUUCAGAAAACAGACCCCAAAGUGAAAGCUGAGGCUGAGAGCAAGACCAAGGAGGAGAAGGCUAUCAACGACAAAGUCAAGGCCAUGGAGAAAAAGCUGAUGGGGAAGGACAAAAAGGAGGAAGACAAAGGCUCAGCCUUAAAGAAGGAUGUGGGGAAGGAUAAAAAGGAGGAGGAAAAGGGCUCAGCGUUAAAGAAAGACACGGGGAAGGAUAAAAAGGAAGAAGAAAAAGGCUCAGCGUUAAAGAAAGACACAGGGAAGGAUAAAAAGGAAGAAGAAAAGGGCUCGUCAUUAAAGAAGGAUGCAGAGAAGGAUAAAAAGCAGGAAGAGAAGGAGUCAGCAGCAAAGAAGGACACAGGGAAGGAUAAAAAAGAAGAAGAAAAGGGUUCUGCAUUGAAGAAGGGCACAGGGAAGGACAAGAAGGAGGAAGAGAAGAGUUCGGGAUUAAAGAAAGAGGCAGAAAAAGACACAAAGGGAGAAGAUAAGAAAGAAAAGGACAAAAAGGAAGAGGAAAAGAGUUCAGCUUUGAAAAAAUCAAAGUCAGACGAGAAGGAGAAAUCCCAACCAGAGGCAGAAACGGCAGCAGAGGAGAAACAGGAGUCCAAGGCAGCGGCCACGAGCAGCCCCUCCAAGCCCACCAGCUCCCCGGAUCAGGCCAAGGAUGACGAAGCCUCCAGCAUUUUCGAUGAGCUCAUCGAGAAGGUGAAGAACAACGACGCCGAGGUGACGGAGGUGAACGUGAACAACUCGGACUGCAUCAACAACGAGACUCUGGUGCGCUUCACCGAGGCCCUGGAGUUCAACACCGUGGUCAAGCUCUUUGCCUUGGCCAACACCCGCGCCGACGACCACGUGGCCUUCGCCAUCGCCAUCAUGCUGAAGUCCAACAAGGUGCUGACGAGCAUCAACCUGGACUCCAACCACAUCACGGGCAAGGGCAUCCUGGCCAUUUUCCGGGCGCUGCUGCAGAACAACACGCUGACGGAGCUGCGUUUCCACAACCAGCGGCACAUCUGCGGGGGGAAGACGGAGAUGGAGAUCGCCAAGCUCCUGAAGGAAAACACCACGCUCCUCAAGCUGGGCUAUCACUUUGAGCUGGCCGGCCCGCGCAUGACGGUCACCAACCUGCUGAGCCGAAACAUGGACAAACAGAGGCAGAAACGCCUCCAGGAGCAGAAACUGGCACAGGAGCGUGGGGAGAAGAAAGACCUCCUGGAGGUGCCCAAGGUCGGAGCUCUGCCCAAAGGGUCCCCCAAGCCAUCCCCGCAGCCAUCCCCCAAGGCUUCCCCCAAAAGCUCUCCCAAGAAAGGGGGAGGUCCUGCUGCGCCACCUCCGCCUCCUCCUCCGCUUGCCCCACCGCUCAUCAACGAGAACCUGAAGAACUCACUCUCGCCGGCCACGCAGAGGAAGUUGGGAGACCGGGCACUGCCCAUCCAGGAGAAGAACUCGCGGGACCAGCUCCUGGCCGCCAUCCGCUCCAGCAACCUCAAACAGCUCAAGAAGGUGGAGCUACCGAAGCUGCUGCAGUAGGGGGUGGGAGGACGCUCCCCCCGCGGCCCCCGGGGACACCGGCCUUUCUGGUGCCUGUUUCCAUGACCAGCCCUUUGGGAGCCUGCAGUGACCGACACCGAGGAGCAGCCAUCUCUUGGGGACGGACGGACGGAUGGACAGAUGGACAGAUGGAUGGACAGACGAAGGGCCACCACGGCCGUUGGACGCGGCGCGGGAGGAAGACGUUGUAUUUAUUAUUUUUAACGGUUGUGACACCUUCAAGCUCUUUCUUUUGCCAGCACCGUGUCCCGCCCGGUGACACCGAGGAUGGAGGAGGGAACCCCCGGGGCUUGGCACCCCCACCCCAUCCCAACUUGCCCACCGGGCCCCCGGGGUGGUCCAGCCCGGGGCAAGCAGAGGGACCCCCCCAUACUCCCCCAGCCCCAACCAUGCCUGGAGGGGACAACCAGAUUGUUGUCACAACGUGCCACCCCCCAGGGUGGCAGGGACAGUGGUGGGGUGGCAGCGGGUGGGAUGGUGGGUUGGU